This is a messenger RNA of Panonychus citri (citrus red mite), 863 nucleotides long. RefSeq lists its product as uncharacterized. NCBI's taxonomy places the organism in Eukaryota, Metazoa, Arthropoda, Arachnida, Trombidiformes, Tetranychidae. Bases 212 to 601 code for a protein of 129 amino acids. The record is from RefSeq and is a predicted model, not a curated record. The transcript has 2 exons.
CAUAAUCAAAUUUAAAUGUUAAGCAAAUACACAAAUGUUAAACUGCCUACAACUAAUUACGAUUAACAAUUAACAACGAUUAAUCUGUGGUCUAAUUUUACCAUCCAGAUUAAGUUAACUAAAUUGAUUGAUAUAUAAAUAGAUUCACUUGCAUUGAGAAUGAUUUUAUUUUGAAACAGUAUCAACUUGAAUACCUCUUUAAUUGUUAAUCAUGAAUUCACUCAUAUUUACCCUGGUAAUUUUUAUUAUCGGUUCUAUUGACUACUCUGUUGGUGGACCCGUUUCAUUGGUAAUCUCUGGAUCUAAAUUGAAUGAAGUUUGUACAUUGGCUCAAAACUUGACAGCUGAUGGUGCAAAUCGAGACGAUAUCGCCAAAAUUAUAGAUGCUCAACUACACCAGAUAUUGGGACUUACUGGACUCUUGAGGAAAACACCAAUCGUCCGUUAUGUGCGCCUAAAUAAAUCCAACCCAAUGGCUCGUUAUGGUAAACGAUCCUUACGACGUGGUCCAUACAUGGGAUCAAUACACAUUCAGGUGAACGUAAUGAUGCUUCACCUGCAGAUACUGAUGGAACUACACAAACUGGAACAUUUAACGUGAACAUUUCUGACUUUAUUUACCUGUUGAUCAAUGCCUUUAGCAGAAAGUUAAAGGCUCGUUGUCUUCCCAGUCAAUCACUUUGCUCUGCAAUCGUUUUACCUGAAAAAGUUGAUCUUCUCGACCAGCAACAAAUGGUAUCAAUUAUCGAUCAGCUUUUCCAAUUACAAGGCUCACUAAUCGAUUGUGAUUCUUCAUAAAUUGUAAUCUUUUUGCAACAGCAAAACUAAUUGACAAAUAAAAUGGAUUAACUUAUUAAUAGUUG